Molecule: messenger RNA, 1857 nt
Organism: Oncorhynchus tshawytscha (Chinook salmon)
Lineage: Eukaryota; Metazoa; Chordata; Actinopteri; Salmoniformes; Salmonidae
Product: synaptosomal-associated protein 25-A
Exons: 8
Coding region: 582-1196 (204 amino acids)
Biological process (GO): exocytosis; synaptic vesicle fusion to presynaptic active zone membrane; synaptic vesicle priming
Cellular component (GO): synaptobrevin 2-SNAP-25-syntaxin-1a-complexin I complex; plasma membrane
Molecular function (GO): syntaxin-1 binding; voltage-gated potassium channel activity; SNAP receptor activity
Source: RefSeq, a predicted model, not a curated record
UCUCAUGUUUAGUGGAUGCUCAAGAACAUCAUCCUGCCAAGCAUGUGUACAUCUAUUAUGUUAUCUAUUUCUCACGAUAAAGCCACAAAAGUAAUACUAAACAAUACUGGUUUUGAUGGAGAAAAUGUCUAGACUCCACGGCUGAGAUGUGACACCACGAUUCGACACUGUGAACACAUUCACAUGCUUUUGUUUUACUUAAAAAUACAUGGCGAUUUCCAUUGAGCCGUUGCCGGUGCACGUGCAGCUUCCCAUUUCCAACCCUGCAGAAGUGUGGAUCUUUUUGACAGAUAUCGAUUCAAAGCUGCUGACGUCAAAAGCAUCCUCCAUCUUUUACGAUUGCAGAGAUGCUGCUUUUCAUUGAAGAAGAACUGAGGAGGUGUCAACCACGCGCACUGCCUUUGUGACAAUCCAGUCCAUACAGAACGGGGGUUGAUAUCUGUUAGUUGUUGAAAUUUGCGGACAUCUGCUCCUCCUGCUGACUGCAAGCCACCGACCACGGGCACAGCCUAUCCCCGGCCACCCAUUAGAACCUACUCUUCCCUGUUGGAGACCAGCUCCACCACGCACAGCCAGCAGCCAUGGCUGAAGACUUGGACAUGCGCAACGAGCUGUCGGAUAUGCAGCAACGCGCCGACCAGCUUGGAGAUGAGUCGCUGGAGAGCACUCGUCGUAUGCUACAGCUGGUGGAAGAGAGUAAAGAUGCUGGUAUCAGGACUUUGGUUAUGUUGGACGAGCAAGGAGAGCAACUGGAGCGCAUCGAAGAGGGAAUGGACCAAAUCAAUAAGGACAUGAAGGAUGCAGAAAAGAAUUUGAACGAUCUAGGAAAAUUCUGUGGUAUUUGCUCCUGCCCAUGUAACAAGAUGAAGAGUGGCGGCAGCAAGGCUUGGGGGAACAACCAGGAUGGGGUGGUGGCCAGCCAGCCUGCCCGUGUGGUGGACGACCGCGAACAGAUGGCCAUCAGUGGAGGAUUCGUUCGCAGGGUAACAGAUGAUGCCCGGGAAAAUGAGAUGGAUGAGAACCUGGAACAGGUGGGAGGCAUCAUCGGUAACCUGCGUCACAUGGCCCUGGAUAUGGGCAAUGAGAUCGACACCCAGAAUCGACAGAUCGACAGGAUCAUGGAAAAGGCUGAUUCUAACAAGACCAGGAUUGACGAAGCCAACCAACGGGCCACUAAGAUGCUGGGCAGUGGCUAAGCUCCCAGAGCAUGUUGCUUUUCCCGCAAUCGCAAUUUAUCGUAAUUUAUUGUCAUGGUAUUUACCUUCUAGGUUUGCACAUGUGCACAUAUCACCUCCCCACAUUGUAAAUGUUGUUCUGUGUUUCCUUUGACUGGCUUUUUCAAUGAUUGUCCUCGUAAAAAUGAAAUAUUUCUUAUCCUCUGUAUCAUUCUUUCCAAAGAUUGUAUACAGUGCUGACUCGAUGGCUCUAGUUCACUUGUGAAGUUUUUCUUCUCUUUAUCAAAUAUAGUAAAUACAGGUAACUGCCAAAAUAAAGAAAACACUUGAGUAGAUUAGGGUUCUGGCGGCUCUGUUUUGCUGUGAGUGCAUUUUCCUGGCAUGAUUUAGGUCCAUUCAACCUCUUCGAGGGCAAGGUAAAACAACAAUAAAUACACAGCCAUUCUGAGAGAUCACCUUCAACCUGUGCUGAAGCAUUUCUGUUGUGAUAGGAGUGGUCUCUUUCAGGAUGACAAUGCCCCCAUCCACAGGGCACGGGUGGUCCCUGAACGUUUUGAUGAGCAUGAAAAUGAAAUAAACCAUAUUCCAUGGUCAUCUCAGUCACCAGUUCUCAACCCAAUUGAACACUGAUGGGAGAUUCUGGAGUGGCGCCUUGGACAGUGUUUUCCACCACCGUCAACAA